Ochotona princeps (American pika) is the source of this 1371-nucleotide messenger RNA. RefSeq names its product ankyrin repeat domain 16 (gene ANKRD16). The transcript has 7 exons. The coding region runs from base 244 to 1329 and encodes 361 amino acids. Lineage: Eukaryota; Metazoa; Chordata; Mammalia; Lagomorpha; Ochotonidae. Gene Ontology annotation, molecular function: protein binding. The record is from RefSeq and is a predicted model, not a curated record.
GGGCAAGGGCACCUGACUAGAUGCACACCCCGCAGAGUGGCCUCCAAGCGUGCUCCCCAGCCACUGCCCGCCGUCUCCAAGGGUCUGCACCGUGUGCUCUGAACCACGGUUUCAUCCCGGCCCUGAGCAAGCCAGGAGACGCGAGGGUGCUGGGGGAGGUCGCAUUCCUGGGGCAGAAGCCGGAGACAAGGUCCGAGGCAAGAAGCAGAGGUCCACCCCUGCUCUCAGCUCUGGCUAGCAGUGAUGGCCGCGCCCAGGGACCCGCGGCGUCUCUGUAAGUUGGUGCAGGAUGGCCAGCUGCAGGCCUUGCAGGAGGAGUUGCCAGUGGCUGGAGGCUUCCAGGGGCCGGCCGGUGACACCCUGCUGCAUUGUGCCGCCCGCCACGGGCGUCUGGACAUCCUAACCUAUUUGACCGAAGCCUGGGGCAUGGACAUCGAGGCAACCAACCAAGACUACAAGCGACCUCUGCACGAGGCUGCCUCUAUGGGUCACCGGGACUGCGUACGCUAUCUGCUGGGCCGAGGGGCAGCUGUCGACUGUCUGAAGAAGGCCGACUGGACUCCUCUGAUGAUGGCUUGCACAAGGAAGAAUCUCGGGGUGAUCCAGGACCUUGUGGAACAUGGCGCCAACCCACUGCUGAAGAACAAGGACGGCUGGAACAGUUUCCACAUUGCCAGUCGAGCAGGCGACUCUCUGAUCCUCCAGUACUUGCUCUCGGUGUGCCCAGAUGUGUGGAAGACAGAGAGCAAGAUAGGAAGAACUCCUCUGCACACGGCAGCAAUGCAUGGCUGUUUAGAUGCAGUAAAGCUGCUUCUUAAGAGAUGCCAGUAUGAACCAAACAGCAAAGACAAGUGUGGCAUCACCCCCUUUAUGGAUGCAAUCCAGUGUGGCCACAUCGAUAUAGCAAAGCUGCUCCUUGAAAAACAUGAGGCUUGUUUCUCGGCUGAGGAUACCCUGGGGGCCCAGGCUCUGCACAGGGCAGCAGUCACUGGGCAGGAUGAAGCCAUUCGGUUCUUGGUGUCUGAUCUUGGCAUUGAUGUAGAUGUGAAAGCAGCAUCAACCCACCUCACAGCACUUCAUUAUGCUGCCAAGGAAGGACAUAUUAAUACAAUUCAGACUGUCUUAUCCUUGGGCGCCGACAUCAAUGCCAAAGACGUAAGAAAUCGAUCAGCCCUGCAUCUGGCCUGCGCAGGACAGCACUUGGCCUGCACUGAGUUUCUGCUGCAGUUGGGGCUGAAGGACUCUGCAGAUGUUACAGGCACCCUGGCUCAGCAGCUCACGGAGAGAGCGGACUUUCUACAGAGCUUUGCUCACCAUGCAAUGACAUAAGGAUGUUUCCAAAAAAGAGGCAAUAAAGUGUAUGGUAAUUGA